Molecule: messenger RNA, 1911 nt
Organism: Elephantulus edwardii (Cape elephant shrew)
Lineage: Eukaryota; Metazoa; Chordata; Mammalia; Macroscelidea; Macroscelididae
Gene: TNIP1
Product: TNFAIP3 interacting protein 1
Exons: 17
Coding region: 1-1911 (636 amino acids)
Biological process (GO): regulation of transcription by RNA polymerase II; negative regulation of canonical NF-kappaB signal transduction; cellular response to lipopolysaccharide
Source: RefSeq, a predicted model, not a curated record
AUGGAAGGGAGAGGACCAUACCGGAUCUACGACCCAGGGGGCAGCAUACCUCCAGGAGAGGCAUCCACAGCUUUUGAGCGCCUAGUGGAAGAGAAUUCCCGGCUGAAAGAAAAAAUGCAAGGGAUAAAGAUGUUAGGGGAGCUUUUGGAGGAGUCCCAGAUGGAAGCAUCCAGACUCAGGCAGAAGGCAGAGGAACUGGUCAAGGACAAUGAGAUGCUCCAACCACCUUCUUCUUCCUUGGCCUCAUUUGACCAUCUGGCUGAACUCACAGGAAAGGACACAAAAGUCCCGGCACCACCUUCUGAUCCUACGUACCCCAGUGACAAGCUGGAGCCAGUCCCCAAACCUCCAUCCAGUGGUACCUCCUCUGAAUUUGAAGUGGUCACUGCUGACGAGCAGAACUCUCCGCCAGGGAGUGGUGGCAGCACAAGGAGCAUGAUGGAGCUGGGCCCCCUGCCCCAUGAAGACAGCAACCUGAAGCUACACUUGCAGCGGUUGGAGACAACCCUGAGUGUGUGUGCUGAGGAGCCAGACCACAGCCAGCUCUUCACGCACCUGGGCCGCAUGGCCCUGGAGUUCAACCGGCUGGCCUCCAAGGUGCAUAAGAAUGAGCAGCGGACCUCCAUCUUGCAGACCCUGUGUGAGCAGCUUCGGAAGGAGAACGAGGUCCUGAAGGCCAAGCUGGACAAGGGCCUGGAACAAAGGGAUCAGGCCGCCGAGAGGCUUCGGGAGGAAAAUACGGAGCUUAAGAAGUUGUUGAUGUGCAGCAGCCACAAAGAGAGUUCCCCUGGACAACCAGACACCCCAAAGAUGGAAGGCACUGGGAAGAAGGUGGUGGACAGCCACCAGCAGGCCAGUGUGACAGCAGGAAAGGUGCCUGAGGCGAGCGCCCUGGGCACAGCUGAGAAGAAGGUGAAGAUGCUGGAGCAGCAGCGCACUGAGCUCCUUGAAGUAAACAAGCAAUGGGACCAGCACUUCCGGUCCAUGAAGCAACAGUACGAGCAGAAGAUCACUGAGCUGCGCCAGAAGCUGGGUGAUGUGCAGAAGCAGGUGACUGACCUGGAGGCUGAGCGUGAGCAGAAACAGCGAGACUUUGACCGCAAGCUCCUCCUUGCCAAGUCCAAGAUUGAAAUGGAAGAGACUGACAAGGAGAACCUGACAGCGGAGGCCAAGGAACUGCGCCAGAAGAUCAAGUACCUGCAGGACCAGCUGAGCCCACUCACUCGCCAACGGGAGUACCAGGAAAAGGAGAUCCAGAGACUCAACAAGGCCCUGGAGGAAGCACUGAGCAUCCAGAACUCCUCAUCAUCGUCACCAGCAGCAGCAUUUGGGAGCCCAGAAGGAGCAGGAGCCUUAAGGAAGCAGGAGCUGGUCACUCAGAAUGAAUUGCUGAAACAGCAGGUGAAGAUUUUUGAGGAGGAUUUCCAGAGGGAGCGUAGUGAUAGAGAACGAAUGAAUGAGGAGAAGGAAGAGCUGAAGAAACAGGUGGAAAAACUGCAGGCCCAGGUCAACCUGUCAAAUGCCCAGAUAAAAGCAUUCAAAGAUGAGGAGAAGGUCAAAGAAGCCCUCAAACAACAGAAGAGAAAAGCAAAGUCUGCAGGAGAACGCUAUCAGGUAGAACCCCACCCUGAGCACCUCUGUGGGGCCUACCCGUACGUCUAUCCACCCAUGCCAGCCAUGGUACCGCACCACGCCUUUGAAGACUGGUCCCAGAUCCGCUACCCUCCACCCCCCAUAGCCAUGGAGCACCCGUCACCACUCCCCAACUCACACUUCUUCCAUCUGCCAGAGUAUGCUUGGCGUUCACCUCGUGGAGGGCUUCGGAAUCAGAGCUCACAAGUGAUGGACACCCCUGCAGCCAGACCUGGGGAGCCAGAGUCCACAAAAAGUGACCGAGAAAGACCCCAGUGA